This is a messenger RNA of Labrus mixtus (cuckoo wrasse), 7707 nucleotides long. RefSeq names its product glutamate decarboxylase 2 (gene gad2). NCBI's taxonomy places the organism in Eukaryota, Metazoa, Chordata, Actinopteri, Labriformes, Labridae. Gene Ontology annotation, molecular function: pyridoxal phosphate binding; glutamate decarboxylase activity. Gene Ontology annotation, cellular component: cytoplasm. The record is from RefSeq and is a predicted model, not a curated record. The coding region runs from base 717 to 2474 and encodes 585 amino acids. The transcript is spliced from 16 exons. Gene Ontology annotation, biological process: GABA shunt.
UCCUCCGACCGGAGGCGCGCAAUUAGAGCCUCCUCCGUCGCCUCCAGUCUUCAAAGUAAUAGACCUGCGACAGCCGGCCAGAUGAAUUAGUCGGUGUUCAGUGUCUGCAUGGAGGGUAAGCUGAGCACGCGGGGGGCACGGAGAGUGUUGGAGAUGUAUGGAGGAGUCACGACGCACGACGCAGCGCAGUUCGUCAUGACUUGGAAGUGAAUCACGAUGGGAUUUCUGUGGUGACGUGAAAUUUAGGUUAGAUGCAAUUAGGCAUGGCUCGCGUGCUGCAUAUUUACCCGCAGCUGUUGUAUAUAGCUGCUUUUUGAAACCACUUUUUUAUUUCAGCUGCAGCUCUUUUUUUUAUGAUUUUUCUCUUGGUAGUGUCGCUUUAUUUUUGCGCUUGAACUUGCACUAUUCCCUCUAUAAAUUGAGCGUGGUUUUUGCGUGUGCGUGAGUGCGCAGCUGUAAUCAAGUCUUUUGCGGGAUUUUUCUCGAAAGACGCCGCUUCAUGCCUCUUGCACCUGUGGACGCCUGCAGACAGAGCACCUUGGACGCAUUUCGUUCUGCUUUCCUCCCCAUGUGUUUCAUCGUCUAAGGCUUUUUUUUUUUCCUUCCGCACAAAGCGCUUGUCGGAUGCGCGGCUGGGUUUCCAGAGGUCUGCUCAGCUUCAGCACCACACCAGCUCUGAACAGCUCCGGGUCGUCGCUCCUAACCACCCGGCAACGAUGGCAUCACACGGCUUCUGGUCUCUUGGCGGAGAUAAUGCGGGGGCCAACACCGGCAGUCAGAGCCCCAGUACGACCAGGGCUUGGUGCCAGGCAGCGGCCCAGAAAUUUCCGGGAGGGAUUGGAUCGAAAUUAUGUGCGCUGCUAAAUGUCGGAGAGGUGGAGAAACCUGCCGAGCCCACCGACAAGCAGCCGCCUCAGACAGAAGCAGGCGGAACCUGCGGCUGCAACAAAUCCUGCAACUGCACCAAAGCUUCUGUGGUCUUCUCCGACCUCUAUUCAACAGACCUGUUACCCGCCAUGGACAGUGACGCCAAAACAAUGACCUUCCUUCAAGAAGUUGUGGAUAUAUUACUCGCUUACAUCGUUGAGUCUUUCGACCGGGAAACGAAAGUUAUUGAUUUUCAUUAUCCCAACGAGCUGCUGCAGAAGAACAACUGGGAGCUGCAGCAGGAGCCCGCCACCCUGGAUGAUAUCUUGAUCAGCUGUCGCGCCACUCUGAAAUACGCCAUCAAAACAGCCCACCCCAGGUACUUCAAUCAGCUCUCCACAGGAUUAGACAUGGUCGGACUGGCUGCCGAUUGGCUAACCUCCACCGCCAACACCAACAUGUUCACCUAUGAGGUGGCUCCUGUCUUUGUGCUGCUGGAAUACGUCACUCUGAAGAAGAUGAGGGAGAUCAUUGGCUGGGCGGACGGGCGAGGAGACGGCAUUUUCUCUCCUGGUGGUGCUAUUUCCAACAUGUAUGCCAUGCUGCUGGCUCGCUUCAAGAUGUUCCCUGAAGUGAAGGAGAAAGGAAUGUCAUCUGUCCCCAGACUGGCGGCCUUCACAUCCGAACAUAGUCAUUUUUCAAUCAAGAAAGGUGCAGCAGCUCUGGGCAUCGGGACAGAGAGUGUGAUCUGCAUCAAAGCAGAUGAAAGCGGUAAAAUGAUCCCAGCUGACCUUGAGAGGAGAAUACUGGAGGCCAAACAGAAGGGUUUUGUCCCUUUCUUUGUGAGCGCCACCGCUGGAACAACCGUGUACGGAGCAUUCGACCCUCUCAUCGCCAUCUCUGACGUCUGCAAAAAGUACAACGUCUGGAUGCAUGUGGAUGGCGCGUGGGGAGGAAGUCUGCUCAUGUCCAGGAGACACAGGUGGAAGCUGGACGGAGUCGACAGGGCCAAUUCAGUGACAUGGAACCCACACAAGAUGAUGUCCGUCCCUCUGCAGUGUUCAGCCCUGCUGGUCAGAGAAGAGGGUUUGAUGCAGAACUGCAACCAGAUGCACGCCUGCUACCUGUUCCAGCAGGACAAACACUACGACCUGUCCUACGACACCGGAGACAAAGCGCUGCAGUGUGGACGCCAUGUGGACAUCUUCAAACUGUGGCUCAUGUGGAGAGCUAAGGGGACCAUCGGGUUCGAGGCUCAGAUUGACAAGUGCUUGGAGCUGUCAGAGUACCUCUACAACAAGAUCAAAGACAGAGAAGGAUACGAGAUGGUCUUCGAUGGAAAACCUCAGCACACCAACGUCUGCUUCUGGUACCUCCCUCCUGGGAUCCGCUACAUGGAGGACAAAGAGGAGAGGAAGAAACACUUGCACAAGGUGGCUCCAGUGAUAAAGGCCAGGAUGAUGGAGUACGGCACGACCAUGGUCAGCUACCAGCCACAAGGGGACAAGGUCAACUUUUUCCGCAUGGUGAUCUCGAAUCCCGCCGCUUCCUUCGAGGACAUCGAUUUUCUUAUUGAGGAGAUUGAACGACUCGGCCAGGAUCUAUAAGACUCAUCUCACCGAAAUCCUCCUGUACUUUUCCCCCUUGACGGAUGAAUUGUUUGUCGUGAAUGUACUGGUAAACUUUUUCUUUUUCUCUCUCUUUCCUCCAAAGUCGCAUAUUUAAGAGUAUAUUUGAGAAAAAAAAGAUAUAUCCAUAUAUUAUGUAUUGUAGCUUUGCCGUGGGCUAACUUGGUCCAAAGCUAUGUAAAAGUGCUUCUGUCUGCCUUUCCUAUAGUGUAGUAUAUCUGAGAGUAGUGUAAGUGAUGUAACUUUAUAUGUACUUUUUUGUGAUAUGAAACGCUUGUGCAAUAGGCCGAUGAGGAAGAGUUUAUUUUUGAAUCAUUUCUCAUUUGCCGAGUGUGUUGUUAAGUGCCAAAUGUGGUUGUGUUUUCUUGUAACUUCACAUUUUAAACUUCUGGUUUAAAACAAAAUAAGCACUUCACCUUACCUCAGCUUAAUCAACUGCCUUUACAUCUGCACAUCGUCCCUCCAGCAGUGAUUUUAAAUAUUAUCCCCUUCAGCUGGUGCGUUAAAGCACACACAAUAAGUAUCCCAUUUCCCAGAACAGGCCGGAAAAUGUACAAAAAAAAAACAACAAAAUGAUUUCCACCACUAUUACACAACAGUCAAUUCAAAGCAUUUAUGAACGCAUGUAUCAUGCAUCACGUCGGCCUUUCACAGUUUGCUCUGCAGCUUCGGAUGCUAAUUUAAUAUUGUUGCUUAUGAACACUUUCUACUCUUUUUACACUCACUUCUUUCUAGUGUAUUCCACGUGGUAAAAGCUUAUUAAACCCAUUUAUGUUUGAUGUCACCAGCUACACACGCGUAUCAAAAUGAGCACCAUUUCCAACCAGGCUGUAAGUUUAGCUCUGCUAGUUCACUUUAUGUGUUACAAUGAUAGUCGAACUAUGGAAUAACCAACACAUGCAGACGGGAUGUAAAGUUAUAAUCCUUAGGAUUUUCUUUAUUCCAAACAGAUUUUUUAAAUUCUAUGACAUCAAAUGGAUCAAAUUCAAAUAAUAUGAAGCGUACAUUUUCUUUUUAUUUCGCUCAAAACAUUAAUUAACUGUCCAUGUUUUUUGGCAGUUAUUGUGUAUUGGGGGUGCACAGCUUGGUUACCAAUUGGGCAAAAUGGGCAGCUGCCACUGCCAACAAGCCCAAGACCCCAAGAGGCCACUAAAGCCCUUACCCCCCUGCAUGUCGUCCAGUUGUAGUUCUUUAUACAACUAAGACUAAGCUUCACUAAAGAAUGGCUCCUGAUUUGUUAGUUAAUCCAAGUGGCCAUCUUUUCCAAAGGAAAACCAAAAUCCAGGUCCAGUUCAAAAACUUUAAUUUUUCAGUAACUUGGUUUGGAUUGUACUCCGAUCGUUCAGGUCCCUGAUAAAGUUUAUUUAAUAAACAGACAAAGAUUUAUUUCAGCAUAGGACUGGUUGCACUGGACUUCUUUAGAAUAUAUAGGACACAGGGUAUAUUUACGAUGCACAAAAAAAGCACUAACAGAUAGCAUUCAUGAGGGAAAUUUGCUUUUUGGUCCAGAAGACACACUAACAAUGCACCACCAAAUAUGGCCACCAUACUGAACAAUCCCUUUAGAGCUGAGCAUUGUUCAAACAGGAUAUAUAUUAUUACAUUUUCUGCUAACACUUAAACCAACCAGAGCAUAAAUCUUAAGGAUUAUAACUAACUUUUAAAUCCUCUCCUCUACAGUACUACAAAUAGAGAUGCCAGAUGUGAGGAGGGAUUUUUCGAUGAGCACUUAAUGAUAGAUUAAAGAUCUUAAGGAAGGGGAGGGGGAGGGGACAAUAAUCACAGACUGGAUAAAAGACGUGGACGUAGCCACAGUGACGUCACCAAUUUGUUCAACGACUACAAAAAAUUAGGCCACAAGUUCGGCUCAUCUUUCAUCAUGUAUUUAGUUAUAUUUUUGGAGCAGGAAGUGACCAUAUUUGGACAUAAAGGUGGUCAAACUUGUCAAUAACAAGCUAGCCACACCCUAAACACUUACCCAAACGAGCUACUUUUUAAUUUAUUUGACCUUUAAUUGGAUUCAAAUUAAACAGAUAACCACAUGCUGUAUUGAAACUAUGAACUAUGAACUCAUUCAGAAAACCAAAAAAGGUAAUAAAUCAUGUGAACAGUCGGCUCCUUUUCUCAUAGACCAGUGGAGUCGCCCCCUGCUGGCCUCAACAAGAAUGCAGUCUUGAGGCACUUUCGCCUUAUUUUUGACUUUCGACCAUAAGGCUACGUCCACUCCUUUUCUCCAGUUUGUGGCAAUAAUGGUGAUGUGUCUGAAUACAGGAACAUGAAAAGAUUUGCAGCAACUGUUGUACCUGACAUCACUUGCACUACGUCACCUGGGGGGGAGGAAGAGCGCCCCCUAAAGCUUUGCAGCUGAGAUUUCGUCUUUAUUCAUUCACAAGCAAUAUUUAAAGAUGGGUCCAACCUAUAUAUAUAAAUAUAUAUAAAAUAUUUACCCCGAAAAAAAUAUCAGAAUGAACAGUGAAGUGUACAAUAUUAACACGAUAAUCAAGUUUUCCUGCUACGCACAGUAGUUAGCGUCAACCUAAACACAUGCUUAUUGUAGGCAGGUUAGAUGUUGGACCAUGAACCCUGAUUGAACACGCAGCGGUUCUGUAGCAUUUUCACUAGAACACGUUAGAAGAAGCACAGAUCGCUCAACAUGGUCGCUCAGUGUACAAUCACUUUUGAUCAUAGACUGUAAAUAGUAUUUCAAGAUGUCCUAAGUACAUAUCUUUGUGUAUACAUAAGUGUAUAUAAGACCUAUAACCAGAGACUAUUUGUGAGGUAAAGUUAUUCAUAUUUUCUCUAUCUCUGAUAUAGAUUACUUGUAUUUUCAUCCUGUUUGUCCAGAAGGCUUUUUUCCUGUGUGUGUACGUACGUAUGUCUGAAACUUGACUUGGUUUGUGACUCUUCUAGCUAUUUCAAAGAAAAACGUGUUUCAGGGAGUGGCUUUAAAGAAAGAACGGACAGAUUUCACCUUGAAGUACUUACGAGGUCUUGCAGCGUGUGGAUUUUGAAAUGAAUAUGCAAAGCCAUGGCGACUCUGAAGCACUCUGUUUCUUCGUGCACAAGUGAUACUUGACGGCAUGUUGCCGAUGUGAACCCUAGUGUGUUUGUGACUGUGUUGCCUUAGUAUACAUUUGCCGGUAUUGUCUAGUUUUCCUCCAAAACGGGGAGGGUCGUGCACUUUAGAGUUGACCUAAUAACGUGCAAUGUCCAAUGGUUGUUCAUAAGUUGAUGUUAAGAAAAAAAAUACUCAAAAAUGUAACUUAAGCUCUUUGGUCUGAAUGUGUCAUGAAUCAAGGGUCGCUUUGAAAAGACGCUGUUUCAUCUUUUGCAGAUUGUAACAGAAGCCCCGAGCAAACAUGCAUUCAUACAUUUUAUUAUGUACUUUGUUUUCCCCCUGAGGACGAGUCAUUUCCUCUUGUUUUAUAGAGAUAUCGACUCAUUUAUCCGCUAUAACCAAAGCUGCAAAAGCACAAACAAAACAUAUAUAGUCAUAGUCUUAAGUUACCUCAUAAGAGUGGGCGAUGGCAGCACGGUAUGUCAGGUUGUGUUUUCUGGAUCGCAAGAAAAUGAUCCGUCAAUCAUGAGAAAACAAGCUUUGUAACCUUGAGUUAAUGAGAUAUAUGAAUCCAUUGUAUUCUCAAAACUAGUCUCGUAAUCCCCCAUUAACAGGAAAAAUAAGUUGAGAUCUCAAGAAAACAACGAGAGUUAACUCAUGAUCAGAGAAAACCAGAGGUUAGUCUAAAAACAACGAACACAAAAUCAUGAAAUCUGUUGUUGUUAUCUCAGGAAAAUGACAUAAAUCAGUCGAGAUCUAAUGAACACGACUGAAGUUCAGUAUUUGUCACAGAAAACUAGUGUGGUUACCUCAAGAUGAUGAGGGUUAAUAGAUCCAGAUCUGCAGACAAUGACUGAGUUAACUCAUUAUAACACAAUACAAAGGGUGUUGUUUUGAGAUAAUGAGAUAAAAAAAAGUCGAGAUCUCAAGAGAACGACCGGAAAUGACUCGUGAUCGCAGGAUGAAGAAGCAAACAGAGAGGGGCUUCCGUACUUUGUAGAUAUUGAAAUCUUUUUAAGUUGUCCCAAAUGAGAUUAAGCACUCCAACGCUUGUUAGAUUGAUUGGUCUGAUUUCUGUCCCAGAUCAAGUUGGUGCUCGCACUGUGACACAGACAACAUCCGUUUAACAGCAGCGACACAACCUCGCCGUGUCAGUCGUGGAAAGCCAAACAUUUAGUUCCUCUCGCCGCUGCUGCUCGACUCGCUUCCUUUGCACGUGCAUGCGAUGCCUUGCCUAUCCAGCUUGUGUGUUUCUGUGUCCUAUAUACCUAUUUCUAUCUAUAAAUAUAUAUAUAUAUAUAAACGUAUAUACAGUCUGUGUAGCUCUGUAAUGAUCCUGUCUGACGUAUAGCUUAGCCUGUAGAGUAGUGCUCUGUCGCUCUAGCCUUUACAUGUGAUCUGUGUCUUGAGCUUUCCGUAAAGUUUCUCUCUCCGUGCCGCCAGCAUGCUAACCUCGCCGACGCAUUUGUAAUCCUCUCCGCGCUUGAUCUGACUAUCUCUAUCCUCCGUCUUUCUCUUCUUCUUGCUUGAAGACUGUCGCAGCUCCCAAACGUAGCCUCUUAUAUCUAUAUGUGUAGUCCCUCAGCAUGUCUCUAUGAAAGCUUCUCUCUGCUCUUGCACCUGUACGACCUUCUUCUCUCUUUCUCUUCCGCUUCUUCUUCGCCUCCUGCAGCAGUGACAAUGUAUCCUCGCAGCGCUUUCCUCUCUCUCUCUCUCUCUCUCUCUCUCUCUCUCUCUCUCUCUCUCGGCUAUUCCUGCUGUCUGUGUGUCUGAGACGGUUUGUUGUCGUGUCACGGUGCCCCAACGCCACUUUAUUUUUAUUUUUUUCAUUUCUGGUUUUCUUUUAAGGCCCUUGACUUUAUGGAAGAUUUAGAUUUGAUUGUCCAAAUACUUGUUCAAUGCAAGUGUUUGUUAGCCUUCAACACAGACGUAUAUGACAAAUGUACCCUGGUUCUCUCGCUGACAGGAAAUAUUUGUUUGUUUAUGAGAACAGUUAAGACCCCUUGUACUCAGAGUGCACUCAAUUUCACUGAACAUGGUGCGAUUUUGAAUCAUGUAUUCUGCAAACUGCUGUGCUAGCUCCUCUCAAACAUUCAUUUGUCCUGAACUCUAUGUUACUGUUGGGAAAAUAGAAAUAAAUAUUGUCCAAACAAA